Passer domesticus (house sparrow) is the source of this 2829-nucleotide messenger RNA. RefSeq lists its product as uncharacterized. The record is from RefSeq and is a predicted model, not a curated record. NCBI's taxonomy places the organism in Eukaryota, Metazoa, Chordata, Aves, Passeriformes, Passeridae. Bases 214 to 2544 code for a protein of 776 amino acids. The transcript is spliced from 32 exons.
UUUGCAGCUGAACCUGCUGGUGAAGGUGGUGCAGCUUCCCAAGCCACGUCCAGGACUGAGGCUCUGGGAGAUGCUGAGGGUGUGUCUACAGGGAGGACUUCUCCAGCUCCUUUGCUGAUUCCUACACAGAAGCCUGGCAACCAUCGCAGAGGUCCUCCAAGGGGGAAGGACCAAGCUACAGGACACCAGAAACCCCAUGAUCCAUCCGAAAACAUGAGGCAAAUGCUGAAGGAAAUGCAGCAGGCAGGAGAAGAAGUGGAUGCAGAGGCUGGGCAUAAGGCGGCAUUUCCCAGAGGAAGCAGUGAUUCCAUGCCAGCCUCUGCUGCAGGAAGAGAGGCGAUGCCAGGCACAGGCACAGGAGAUGAGGGUGCUGGGAAGGCUUCUCCAUCAGCUUGGAUGAAUAAAGUUUUGAAGCCCUUGGAGCCUCCUGCAGAUGUGUCUACAGGGAAGACUUCUCCAGCUUCUCCAGCUGCUACCUUGGAUGCUGCACUCAAGCCCAGCUCCCAUCUCAGGGGUACUCCAACAGGGAAAAUCCAAGAUACAACAGAUAAGAUAUCCCUGGAACCAUCCAAACAGAUGAGGCAAGAGCUGAAGGAACCCCUGCAGACAAGAGAAGAGAUGGACAUAGUGCUUCAGUGGAAGGUGGUAUUUCUUGAAGGAAGCACUCCAUCUUCGGUGCGAGCCCCUGCUGCAGGAAGGAAGGCAAAGCCAGACACGGGCACAGGCACAGCAGACUGGGAUGCUGGGAAGGAUUCUCCAUUAGCCUGGCGCUCUGAAGUUGUGAAGCCCUCUGAGCAUUCUGCAGGCGUGUCUGCAGGGACGACCUCACCAACUCCUACCUUGGAUGCUGCACAAAAGGCCAGCUCCCAUGGCAGGGGUCCUCUGACAGGAGAGACCAAAGACAUGGCAGGCAGGAAAUUCCAGGACCCAUUAGAAAUCAUGUGGCAAAUGCUGAAGGAAUGUCUGCAGAGAAGACAAGAAAUGAAAGGAGAGCCUGCGGAGAAAGAAGCAUUUCCCGGAAGAAGCAGUGGUUGCAUGCCAGCCUCAGCUCCAGGAAGGGAGGCCAUGCCAGGCACAGGCACAGGAGAUGAGGGUGCUGGGAAGGCUUCUCCAUCAGCUUGGAUGAAUAAAGUUUUGAAGCCCUUGGAGCCUCCUGCAGAUGUGUCUACAGGGAAGACUUCUCCAGCUUCUCCAGCUGCUACCUUGGAUGCUGCACUCAAGCCCAGCUCCCAUCUCAGGGGUACUCCAACAGGGAAAAUCCAAGAUACAACAGAUAAGAUAUCCCUGGAACCAUCCAAACAGAUGAGGCAAGAGCUGAAGGAACCCCUGCAGACAAGAGAAGAGAUGGACAUAGUGCUUCAGUGGAAGGUGGUAUUUCUUGAAGGAAGCACUCCAUCUUCAGUGCGAGCCCCUGCUGCAGGAAGGAAGGCAAAGCCAGACACGGGCACAGGCACAGCAGACUGGGAUGCUGGGAAGGAUUCUCCAUUAGCCUGGCGCUCUGAAGUUGUGAAGCCCUCUGAGCAUUCUGCAGGCGUGUCUGCAGGGACGACCUCACCAACUCCUACCUUGGAUGCUGCACAAAAGGCCAGCUCCCAUGGCAGGGGUCCUCUGACAGGAGAGACCAAAGACAUGGCAGGCAGGAAAUUCCAGGACCCAUUAGAAAUCAUGUGGCAAAUGCUGAAGGAAUGUCUGCAGAGAAGACAAGAGAUGGACAUAGUGCUUCAGUGGAAGGUGGUAUUUCUUGAAGGAAGCACUCCAUCUUCGGUGCGAGCCCCUGCUGCAGGAAGGAAGGCAAAGCCAGACACGGGCACAGGCACAGCAGACUGGGAUGCUGGGAAGGAUUCUCCAUUAGCCUGGCGCUCUGAAGUUGUGAAGCCCUCUGAGCAUUCUGCAGGCGUGUCUGCAGGGACGACCUCACCAACUCCUACCUUGGAUGCUGCACAAAAGGCCAGCUCCCAUGGCAGGGGUACUCCAACAGGGAAAAUCCAAGAUACAACAGAUAAGAUAUCCCUGGAACCAUCCAAACAGAUGAGGCAAGAGCUGAAGGAACCCCUGCAGACAAGAGAAGAGAUGGACAUAGUGCUUCAGUGGAAGGUGGUAUUUCUUGAAGGAAGCACUCCAUCUUCAGUGCGAGCCCCUGCUGCAGGAAGGAAGGCGAUGGCAGACACGGGCACAGGCACAGCAGACUGGGAUGCUGGGAAGGAUUCUCCAUUAGCCUGGCGCUCUGAAGUUGUGAAGCCCUCUGAGCAUUCUGCAGGCGUGUCUGCAGGGACGACCUCACCAACUCCUACCUUGGAUGCUGCACAAAAGGCCAGCUCCCAUGGCAGGGGUCCUCUGACAGGAGAGACCAAAGUCAUGGCAGGCAGGAAAUUCCAGGACCCAUUAGAAAUCAUGUGGCAAAUGCUGAAGGAACGUCUGCAGAGAAGACAAGAAAUGAAAGGAGAGCCUGCGGAGAAAGAAGCAUUUCCCGGAGGAAGCAGUGGUUGCAUGGCCAGCCUCAGCUCCAGGAAGGGAGGCCAUGCCAGGCACAGGCACAGGAGAUGAGGGUGCUGGGAAGGCUUCUCCAUCAGCUUGGAUGAAUAAAGUUUUGAAGCCCUUGGAGCCUCCUGCAGAUGUGUCUAGAGGGAAGACUUCUCCAGCUUCUCCAGCUGCUACCUUGGAUGCUGCACUCAAGCCCAGCUCCCAUCUCAGGGGUACUCCAACAGGGAAAAUCCAAGAUACAACAGAUAAGAUAUCCCUGGAACCAUCCAAACAGAUGAGGCAAGAGCUGAAGGAACCCCUGCAGACAAGAGAAGCCCUGCAGAUUAGGAAAAGGGUGGCUGUUUGGAG